GUCGUCAUCUGCACCAUGAAGUUGUUAUCUGUGUUCCUCCUCCUUUUCUCCAUAACGGAGAAAUGUUCACUGGCACAUGGUGACGAAAAAGCUAAUUUGCUCCAGAGAUCUGUUGAGUGUCCCUCUGGCUGGACUGCAAUCAACGAUCGCUGUUUCCGCUACGCUGGCAAAACCAAGACUUUUCCUCCAGCUGAAGAACACUCUCUGACCUUGGAGGCAAACCUUGCAUCAGUUCACAGCAAAAGCGAUUAUGAACAGAUUCAGAAACUGGUAUUAAAGGCAACUGGUCUCAACACUGCAGCAUGGAUCGGAGGCUCUAAUACACUGCAGUCAAGGGCUUUUAAGUGGAACGAUGGAACCCCUAUGACCUACACAAACUGA
Molecule: messenger RNA, 381 nt
Organism: Poecilia latipinna (sailfin molly)
Lineage: Eukaryota; Metazoa; Chordata; Actinopteri; Cyprinodontiformes; Poeciliidae
Product: ladderlectin-like
Exons: 4
Coding region: 16-381 (121 amino acids)
Source: RefSeq, a predicted model, not a curated record